AUGGGCUGUGUCUGGGGCUUAGCUGUGCCUCUUCUUUUCUUCUGCUGGAAGGCUGGAGUCACUGCCAGCUCUGCAGGCCUGAGCAUCAGCAGUUCCGCUCCUUUGGUGACAGCAAACAACACAGAAGUGCCUGCCUUUACUCAAAGGAACAGGCCCAGCUCAGCAGUGGCUUUCCAGACCACAGCCCUCACUCAGUAUGAUCCUCUAGACACUCAAACUCUGAAUGCUGAAACUGCUUCUAACACCUUAAUUGCAACCAGUACCAGCUCAGAAGUCAGUUCCAGGGAUACCCAGACCAUCUCUCCUAUAACAGAGACCAGGAAGACCACCUCUCCUACAGUGUCAACCCUAGAGACUCAGACCACCUCCCUUGAAGCAUCAUCCCUGAAUACCCAGACCACUUCUCCUGCAGCAUCAACCCUGGAUACCCAGACCACUUCUCCUGCAAAAGAGGCCCUAAAGAACCAGACCAUCUUCCCUGUUGAAUUAACCCAAAAGACCCAGACCAUUUCCUCUGUAACAGAGGCCACAACCCUUGAGAUAAGAAUGCCUUCCAACUUCAUGGCUGUGCACCCCAUCCCUACGGAUACUUCAGAUGCUUGGGCUACAAGCGGCAGCCCCAGAACUGGAAUGAUCACUGUCAAGCCUGGAACAGUGAGUGAUCCCAUAGAAGUCAUUUUUGACACCCUUUGUACUGAUGACAGCUCUGAAGAGGCAAGGAAGAUCACACUUGACCUCUUAACCUUGGCGCACACCUCCACAGAAGCUGAAUCCCUGUCCUCAGAGAGCAGCUCCUCCUCGGACAGCUCAGCUGGAGUCCUCACCAGCUCACAGGCCCUGGGGCCCGACAUAGCAACUCCAGCCAAGGACUCGGUUGCUUUCAGCAUCACCCACAUUAAGCUCACCACCUGUAUCACAGAAAUAGAAACAUCCAUCUCUGGGACCUCAGACACAAACCACAGCCCUACAGGAGCAACAGCAGCCUUGUCCACUUCUGAGACGCUAACUUUGCCUCAAUCCCCUGAGGCAAAACCAUUUAGCCCCAAGAUCACAAGCUCACCUGGGACCCUGCCAACAGCCAGCACCUCAGCCCUUGCUACCACUCUUGAGGGCACACUCCCUGUUAGUCAUGUCACAGAAAGAGAAACAACGGUGGCUCAGAUUCCCACCUCCGGUGGAACUUUGGUGACAGUUAGUGCGAGCCCACUGAAAGAGACCUCAGCAUUCUCUACUGAGACACAAAGCCACGCCGAGGUCUCGGGGACAAUUACAGUCUCCAGUGUUGCUGGGUCAACAAUGGGAGAAGCGACCUCCUUCGCUGGUUCCUCAACUUCAGACAGCAGUCCCUCAGCAGGGGCCACCACCAAGAGCUCCUUUACCUCAGACACUUUAACCACAGAUGAUAUAACCAGCAGCUCCUUCCUCACAGGUAACAGCACUCUUCCUUUUGUCUAUUCAACUACAGCCAGCACCAGCAAAAAACCGAAUGUCACCUCAGCCAAGACCACAGCCUCACCAAAGACCACAGCAAAGCACCCAACAACUACACCCGCUGCAGCCUGGACAAGGAGAACCACAAAACAUGAUCCAGGAGAAGAUGGAGGCUUCCUCCUUGUCAGGCUAAGUGUGGCCUCCCCUCAGGACCUCACUGAGCCAAAAGUCUCAGAGAAGCUGAUACACCAGCUCAGCUGUGAACUGCACACCCACGUGCCGCUUGUCCAAGUGUCCUUACUGAGAGUCCGAAGGAGCUGA
This is a messenger RNA of Cricetulus griseus (Chinese hamster), 1752 nucleotides long. The record is from RefSeq and is a predicted model, not a curated record. Lineage: Eukaryota; Metazoa; Chordata; Mammalia; Rodentia; Cricetidae.